Messenger RNA from Ostrea edulis (European flat oyster), 9695 nucleotides. RefSeq names its product protein mono-ADP-ribosyltransferase PARP14-like. Gene Ontology annotation, molecular function: transcription corepressor activity; NAD+ poly-ADP-ribosyltransferase activity; RNA binding. NCBI's taxonomy places the organism in Eukaryota, Metazoa, Mollusca, Bivalvia, Ostreida, Ostreidae. The record is from RefSeq and is a predicted model, not a curated record. Bases 75 to 7202 code for a protein of 2375 amino acids. Gene Ontology annotation, biological process: negative regulation of gene expression. The transcript has 24 exons. Gene Ontology annotation, cellular component: cytoplasm; nucleus.
CGAGGAAAACGAUAAAAACGAAAGUACUGUACUUGGUGCAGUAUAUAAGCCUAAUAAGGAUACUUAUCAGCAUCAUGAGUGGAGGUUACAUCAUGAACCAACUGCGAGACGAAUUGAGUCGGCGUUGUGUGAUUGUAAGAGGCUUCCCUCCAUAUACUGUCCCCCAAAAUGUGGCUAGUCUAUUCCGCUGCCAGCGCACUCAACUUGCCAGUGAUGGAGCGACAUGGCUCGUUUUAUUUCAGAACCCACAGUAUGCAAAUUUGUGGGUGACAAAGUACAGGGUUUACAGUGUUGGGAAUUUGAAUUUAAACAUAACAGCCAGCACACCACAGGACAUCCCUGAUGCUUGGCUCCAGGAUGACCAAGGUGGAUCAGCUGGAGCACAAAUGCCAGGAUAUCCCUCAGCAGGUUUCCCUGGAUACCCGGGACAAGGAUACCCAGGGUUUAUGUCCCCUCCCACCCAACCCACCCAGAGGGACCAGCUGCAUGCCAAUCCAUAUACUCCGAACAUUUCUGGCCCUGGUCCACCGUUUCAAUAUCCUUCGUCUGCUGAUUGUAUGAAAACAGGUGGCAUGCCUACAAUGAGUGGACCACAAGUUGUAACUUCUGAUCCGGUAUCUCACAAAUCUUCCAUGGACCCAACAGUUUAUCAGAAUUUUCCUAGCAUGUCACAGCUGCCAACAAAUUAUCCUAGCAUGCCACAGUCCGAUAAUUUUCCUAGCAAGCCGCAGUCUGAUAAUUUUCCUAGCAUGCCGCAGUCUGAGAAUUAUCAUAGCAUGCCACCUUCCUAUGAAAGCCAUAAUUUCAAACCUAAAGUUCCCCCUCGGUUUUCCACCACUAAAUCACCAGAGGUUGUGCAGAGGGAGCCCAACACAGUGAAACAGCCGAGUGUAAUGGAGAGUAUAGAGCACAGCUCUGACUCAACUGCUGAAUCUCAACAAGCUGCAGAAAGCAAGUCGGCAGACUAUGACAGUAUCAGAGUCUCCUGUUUACCACGUGGGGUGUCGGAAGAAUUCAUCACAGAUUUUUUUGAAAAUGAAAAAAGAAGUGGUGGAGGAGAUGUGUCUGAUGUUAAAUAUGAUGAACAGAACAGCACAGCCAUUGUCACUUUUGAGGAUUCAGAUGUGGUGAAAAGUGUUUUGAAGAAACAUGAGACUUCAUCCUUGUUGAUGAACAAACAGCAGAUAGAAAUUGAAGAGUACCACCCUCCAGCAGAAAAUGAAAAUUUGGAUAUAUCUGAGGAGGUAGAAGAGCCUACAGCUGUCAAAGUCAUGAACUUACCCCUGAAGAUCAGUGAAGAACAACUGGAACUCUUUUUUGAAAAUCGUAAGAAGAGUGGAGGUGGAGAAGUGGAGAGAGUGGAGUAUGAUGUGGAUACAAACUCCGCUGUUGUUUGGUUUAAGGACACCAAUGACGUGGCAGGUGUUCUACAAAAGCAAGAGAAUGCGCCGCUUCUGAUAAACAAGCAGAAAGUAGAAGUUGAGGAAUAUCAGCCGUGCCAGAGGGACACUCUGAACAGCUCAGUGGAGGAGGACAGGGGCGGGGCACUUAAAGUCACUAAACUACCCCGCGGGACCUCAGAGGAACAAAUACUUCUAUUCUUUGAAAAUCGUAAGAAAAGUGGAGGUGGAGAUGUAGAGAAUGUGGACUAUGAUGAGGCUGCUGGCAGUGCUGUUGUAUGGUUUAAAGAUGCUGACGUUGUUUCAAGUGUACUCCAGAAAGCUCCUCUUCUGUUCAACAAAAAGCAAAUCCACGUGGAAGAAGUGCGUAUGGAUGGAGAAAAGAUGGAGAAAGAAGGGGAUGGAGAAGCAGAGGAUGAGGCUGCAGGACCGCGAUGUACGAUAGAGGUCAGAGGUAUGAAGGAGUCAACGUCCAAAGAUAGCGUAGAACUGUACUUCGACAAUAAGAGGAAGUCAGGUGGUGGAGAGGUGGAAGAGGUCAAAGGUGAAGUGGAGGAUGGAGUUCUGUAUGUUACUUUUGAAAAUGAAGAAACUGUUGAACGUGUUCUUAAACGUGAGCACAAGAUCGAUGGAACCACCUUGGAAGUGAAGCUUUACCAACCACCAAAGCCCCAACCAAUGUACCCAAAUAGGGUACUCAUCAAAGGCUUCAAACCAGAAACAACCAAAGAGGGACUUAUUAACUAUUUGGAGGCCAAAACUGGGGAAGAUGUUAUAGAUGUGGUUUAUGGGCAGGAAGAAGGAACUGCAAUUGUCACCUUUGAGGAAUUCAAAGAUUUUGGCAAAUUGGAGGCAGCAUGUCAAAAGAAACCCUUGGAAAAGAAAUAUCUGACCGUGAAAAAAGUCCCAAUUUCAAACUGCAUCCAUGUUUCUGGAUUCUCUGCUGGCACAUCAGAAGACACGCUGGAAUACUACUUUGACAAUGAGAAGCGAAGUGGUGGGGGCGGAGUCACAGACAUCAAAGUCAGCCAUGAUGAUAACAUGUGUUUAGUGUACUUUCAGGAUCAUGCAAUAUGUGACAGAGUUUGUCAGAAAAGUCACACAGUUGACAAGCAGAUGCUGACAGUACAUGUUUAUCACGAGUGUCUGGGACAGCCAUGUAAUCCAGAAGGGGGCCCCAAAUUCAAACCCCUGAAACCAGUGGUUGUGAGGGAACUAGAGCUGAGAAAAAUGAAGUUUGUCUAUACUUCUGAUGAAAUGAAAGAAGCUUUGAAUAAACAAGCAGAACUGACGCAUGGUAAAAUAAAAUGGCCCAAGAAAGCAAGCAUUGAAUUGACCGUGGAGUGCACUCUCACAAAGGAUGUGAAAGACUGUCGAAAACUGGCAAAGACUUGGGAGAAAAAUAUGACAGACGGAAUUCAUAGAAUGCUGGAAACUUUACAAGUGGAAGCCAUAUCUGUCCUGCAGGAAGUGUGGCAAAAGGUUUUGGAGGGAAUUAAAGAACUGAAUGUUCCUAAUCCCCAAAAAGUGGGAAUUGUAAUAGAGAAGGACAAGUCUACCAUUGUAAUUGUGGGCUUUAGAAAUAUGAUUGAUGGUGUUAAGAGAAAUGUAGAGCAGAUUACAGCGAGGGUGGCAGACGAGAUUGAGAAAAAGAAAAAGCAAGUAACAGAAAUGGUAACACUCAAGCACCAUCAGUUCCUGCUGCUUAGUUUUGAUCAUUUCAAAGAAGUAACAGAGAAGAAAUUCCCAGGAAUAAAAAUUACAACCAAUAUGAAGGACAAAAGCAUGACCUUUGAAGGUCAAUACUCAGAAGUGUGUCAGGCAAAGAUUUUGCUGUUUGAAAGAUGUCAACAGAUAUGUUCGAGUUCUGCCGGACAGUUCUCUAAGAACAGGCGAGAUUUCCUAAGCAGAAAGGAUGUAAAAUCUCGAAUAUCCAAGAUUCUAAAGGAAAAGGAGAAUAUGAGCUGUUUUGAUUUUCAGAAAGAUGAAGUGUUGCUGUAUGCAUUCUCAGAUGCUGAAGCAGUUGGAGCUGCACACCUGAUGAAGGACAGCAUUGUCGAGUCGCCCAUUGAUGUACAGCCAGAUUCUGCUUAUCUCCUUAACUCCGAAUCAUGGAGUAAACAUGUCAAAGUCACAGAGUCUUCCCAAAAUUUUGAGGGUCUUCUCCAGUUGAUUACUUUGUCGGAUGAAAGAAAGGUCAUUAUCUUAACAUUCAAUGAGUAUGUUGGUUUAGCUAGAGAACUGGUGGAGGACUUUCUUCAGUUGAACACAAUCAUGAGCGAUUCAAUGGAUAUUCCUCCAAGUUUUUGCAAAUUUUUGGAGCUCCAUCAGAAAGGCAAAUUUGAAGAGAUAAGUGAACGUCUGAAAGAACAGCAGGUUCAAAUUACCAAGAGUAAAACCAAAAUCACUAUCAAGGGAACCCGGGAAGGGCUGAAUCAAGCCAGGAAAAGCAUUGAUGACAUGUUGAAAAAGAUCCAAACAAAAAAACACACAAUGAAAAGACCAGGUAUUGCCAAACACUUGCAAAGUUCAAAUGGCAAAGCCAAGAUUGCUAAAGCUGAAAAAUCUCACAAAUGUUACAUCCAAAUUGGUGAGGAAAGUCGGGCCGAUUUGUCUAGUUCAUGGACCACAAGGUCAGGUCCAACACAGAGACAGGACUCGAGUGGAUUUGUAGCUGAGCACAAAACUAAGUCAGGUGUCAGUAUUAAAGUUCACUCGGGAGACUUGACCCUUCUCCCCGUGGAUGUGAUUGUGAAUGCUGCUAAUCCAGAUCUUCUCCAUCAGGGGGGACUUGCAGGAGUUCUGGUCAAGAAAGGUGGUGAUGAAAUCCAGAGAGAUUGUACAGACCACGUGAGACAGAAUGGAAAACUGAGCGAAGGAGAAACGUACUGUUCGACGUCAGGAAAAUUGUCUUGUAAAAUGAUCGUCCAUGCUUGUGGACCAACAUGGAAAGGUGGGAUGAAUCAAGAAAGCGAUCGCUUGACAGACUGUAUCGAAUCAGCAUUAAUAGAAACACAGAAAAGAGGUUGCAAGUCUAUCGCAAUUCCUGCACUGUGUACCGGAGUAUUUGGCUACCCAAUAAAGCAGGCUACAACUGUCAUUGUCAAAGCCUUGAAAUCAUGUCUGAAGAAUGAAAAACACCAGUCUAUCAAAGAAGUCGUAUUAUGUGAUGUUCGGAUCGAAACUGUUAAAUGCUUCACUGAGGCCUUGAAGCAAGAAUACAAAGGAAAAGUGACUGUCUUCAACAAAAAUGUGGUCGAAAGUGGGAUUGCACAGGGUUUUCAAUCAGAGAAAAAAGGGCCACCACCUCCACAAAAUGCAGAAUUUAAAGCAGGUCAUAUUUCUGUCAAAUUGAUCAAAGGUCAAAUAGCCAAGUCAAAGGCGGAUGUCAUUGUCAAUACAGCAUCAAAGGAUUUAAAUCUGAACCAGGGAGCAGUGUCAGCUUCCAUCUCCAAAAUGGGAGGUGACACCAUUCAACAGGAGUGUCAGUCUAAAUAUCCCAAUGGCUUAAAUACUGGAGAAAUCGCGGUCACUGGUGGAGGAAAUCUGACCUGUAAGGUUGUGUGUCAUGGGGCUCUUCCAGCUUGGGACAAGAAGGGGCAAUCAAAGGUUCUGCAGACAUUUAUAAAGGCCUGUCUAACAGAGACUCAAAACCAGAAGAUGACCAGCAUUGCCUUCCCUGCAAUGGGAACUGGUAACCUGGGUUACCCAAGAGACAUGGUAGCAGAGGAAAUGUGCAGCUGCAUCGUUAAUUUCUCCAAAGACAAUCCCAAAACCUGUGUGAAAAAUGUGUCCUUUGUGAUUUAUGAGAAAGAUAUUCCUACCAUUCAGGCUUUUGAAACAGAAAUGAGCAAAAGAGCCACAAAAAAUAAAAACCCAAAACCUAAAAAGCCAGGAAAACGCCAUGGUGAUGAUAGCCUAGUAAAAGAAGAAGAUGGGUUUGUAGUGAUACCAGAAGAAUUAGCAACAGGAGCUAGCAAUCAGAAGGAAGUUUCCGUAGAUAUAGGUCAGAUAAAGCUACGCAUGUAUCAGGGGGACAUUACUCUAGCUAAUGUGGAUGUCAUCAUCAAUGGCACGAACAAUGAAAUGGAUCUUAGUCUAGGUGGGAUUUCUAAGGCCAUAAAGUCCAAGUUAGGUGGAGAUCUUCAAAGACAGAUUGAAAUUCAAAAGGUGAAUAUGAAAAAGCAUGGUAUAGCUGUGACUGUCAAUGGAGAAAAGUCGAAGAUUCCAUCCAAGUUCAUCAUUCAUGUGGACCUUACUGGGGGCAAUUACAAAAGGAAAAUCAUGGAUGUUUUGAACAAAGUGGAAGAAAUGAGCCAGAAAACUGUUGCCCUGCCAGCCCUGGGGACAGGUCAAGGCUUUCACCAGCAGAAGAUAGAGGACUUUGCACAGGAGGUUUUUGGUGCAUUGAACAAAAUGUACUCAGACGUAAAGAGUCUUUCUGAAGUUCAUGUUAUUAUUUAUGAAUAUCAAAUGGCUCAAAAGUUCAUCAUAGCCAUGCAGAAAUGUUUUGAAUCACAAGGAGCUAAGCCCAAAGGACUCAUUGAAAGUAUCAAAAACUAUAUGUCAGGUGGAAAGUCUGAAAGCAAGGAUGGCGAUGGAGGAUGGAAUCCUGUUAUUGCUGAUAAACCUGAUGACCAGUCAUCAGUUACUAUUGUGGUGUAUGCUAAUAAUCAGGGAGACAUCACUGCAGGAAUUACAAAGCUUAAAGACUUACUGGAUGAAGACUUCAAUACAAAAGAAUUCAACGAUGACAUUAUCAGUCAUCUUUCUCCAGCUCAGGUGAAAGCUUUACAAAAUUUGAAAGAAAGAUUUGACAUAGAUGUCACCAUAGAUAAAGGUAAAAAAAUGGUGACCCUUCAUGGCACCAAGGAGGCAUUGCUGGAUGCUACGGAUCAUGUCCACAAUUUACUUCGGGAUGCUGAUCGCAAUAAACAAGCCAAACUGGAAGCUGAACUUGUCUCAGACAUUGUGCAGUGGUAUUUUGUUGACAAUGCUGAUGGCAAAAAUGAACUGGUGGAUUACCCAAAGAACAUAAACCUGCUCGUAGAAAAGGCUUACCGCAACAAACAGCCGGAUGUUAAGUUUACAGAUCAGGCAGGCACAGAAUAUACAAUCAACUUUAACAAUAUGGAAGAGUUCCCGAGUGAUGAUACUUCAGAUGUGACAACCGUGACCAGAAGAGACAAAAUCAAGGACUCCACGUUUGAACCUCCACCAGAAUGGACAGCGAUGACAGACAAUCUGGCCGUUAUUCAAGUUCCACAAGGAAAUGCAGAAUAUUCCAAUGUCAUAGACAGAUUCCAUGGGCAAGUUGGCAAAAGAAAUAUUGUGAAGUUGGAACGAAUACAGAAUAAGAUGCUGUACCAGCAGUAUGUUGCCAAAAAGAAGUUAAUGGAUUCUCAGAACCCGCCAUCCACACAGAACGAGAGAGAACUUUGGCAUGGAACAGCUCCAGAGGCAGUUAACAGCAUCAACAGUCUGGGCUUUAACAGGAGCUACUGUGGAAAAAAUGCCACAGCUUAUGGAGAGGGUGUUUACUUUGCUGUUGAUGCUGGAUACUCAGCUCAACCUACGUACUCCCGACCAGAUCCUAGUGGACACAAGAGAAUGUACUUAUGUAAAGUUCUAACUGGGGAAUACACCAGAGGACAAGGUGGAAUGAGAGUACCGCCAACCAAGCCUGGUCAACAGUCUCAUAUUUUGUAUGAUUCUGUUGUAAAUGAUGUCAACAAGCCCGCUAUGUACAUAAUUUUUAAUGACACUCAAGGCUAUCCAGCUUACCUUAUCACCUUUACGUAAUUACAUAUUCCAGAAACUAUGUACAUUAACCUUGUGUUGGACUAUAAGUGGCAUUGAUAUCAACCUGAAUUGUAGCUCAGUGGGUGAAUAACCUGGAUUAUAGCUCAGUGGGUAAAUAAUCUGGAUUAUAGCUCAGUGGGUAAAUAACCUUGCAGGGGUGUGAUUUUUCCUCUUUUCAGAGGAAAUCCUCUGAUUUGCUCAGUUUUCAAAAAAAAAGAAACACUCUGCAUUUGAUCUAAAGUGGCAGAAAAUGAUAUUUUUCUAGGUAGGGUGAGGUGUUUUCCUCCCUUUUUGACCAGUUUUCCUUUGAUUUCUGAGGAAUUCAGUCACAUCCCUGAACCUGAAUUAUUUUUAUUUAAACUAUUUUAUUCGUGACACUAAUAAUUUAAUUUUAUUUGUAACACACAUUACAUUGGCCGAACACGAUGAUAAAAUUUUGUUUAGAUUGUAUAAAUGUAACUUGGUAUGGGGACACACACCCUUGACAACCAAGACGGCACAACUUUUUCUUUUCUAAUUUUACAUUGCACUAUGGAGAAUUGUUACAUUGAUAGACAUUCAAACUAGGCCUAUGAAAUUGAAAAUCAAGGGAAUCAAAUGUACACAAUAAAAUGCUGUAUUGUCUGACAAUCCCACAUUGGGGGGGGGGGGGGGGGGGGGUGCUUGAUCCGCUUAUUGAAGCAUAAAAUGCAUCAUGAAUGUCAUUUGACAUAUGACGUCAACAAUGCUGCAUGCGCUAUGAUAAGUCAUUUGUAGUUUUGAAGAUUUUAUUAAAUCAAAAAUUGCAAAUUAUUUUGCAUUUUCUAGUGCAUGAUGCGACAUAUACAUGUAGCUAAACUAGCGUACGAAAUCUAUGAAACAAGCCUCCGUGGUAGGAAUGACUUCAGAGUUGAUCUUGCACUGCGAAGUAAACAUCAAGUCCACAUAACCUAUACAUAUGUAAUCUACGCAUAUCUUCUGUUAUCAAAAUUCGUUACAAACUCCACCAUACGUUAACAAAUUUGAUAAAUAAAGUAUAUGAUCUGAUAUGCGAAGAACCAAGAUGGCUUCCUCCACCACAUAGUCAGUAUGUUGCUAGUAAGCAAAUCCUUGCACAGUGCAAUCAAUUUCUAUUUACUGUUUACGAAAUAAUAUGAAAAAUGUUUUUAUCUUUUAGUGUUGAAAUUAAAUUAUAAGGAAUGAAUUGAUUUUGGACAGUUAAUCCUUUUUAUAAAUCACUUCUUAAAUAAGUGAAUGGGAUUGGGCAGCAGGCAUGGCCCGCCAUUUCAGUGGGUAAAUGCAGAGGUCCUGGGUUUGAUUCCUGGUCUAGCUCGUGGAAAAAAGUAACUGUGUUCAAGUAAGGAUUUUAUCAUGAGUACAAUUAAGAUCAACUGGUUUUGUUUGAUAACACGUUUAUGCCAGAAACACAUAUUUCAUACUUUAAAUGUCUGUAGCAAAUUUUAGGUGAAAACACCGAAAAGAAUAGAGGUGUGUUUUGAAGACUCACAAAGUCAAUAAUAUGUAUGACUGCAUAAUUGAGAAGGGCGUCAAAUUGUGAAAAAAGGCUUGUAGAAUGUUGUUCCUAAUAUGAAGAAUUUCUGACCCAGCUCAACCUACCUCAGAGGAGGAUUUGGAUGAUUACGUAUAUGGCAUUUCAUUAAUUUCAUUCCAAACGUAUUUAAUGUGGUGAAGACCAGGGAGAAACAAUAGACCAAGAUAUCAUAUUCACAUUCUGUUGCUUAAGGAAGUCGAGACAACUUGUGCAACAUGGGGUCUUGCGUUGUUCUGUAAUGUGAUGUGGUUUGUUAUCUGCGGUUUUCAAUGAAGGACAAGACAUGUUGAAUAAUUUCAUCCCAGCCAAGUAGCUAAAUUAAGACAGGGCAUCACAGUUACUCAUUAGAAUUUAUUUAUAAACUCAGAAUCGCAACUACUCAGUUGAUACUAUGAUCACAAUUCUCGUGCAAAUUCAUCAGGUAUAAAUCAUUAACAUCAAUACAAUAGCUAUCUUAUAGCUAAGAUUUAACUCUUCAUUUGUAAGGACCAGGCUACUGUAUCUAAAAUACUAUUUAAAGUGCAGUUACUUUUUUCCAUGAGAGUAUACUCUUUGAGCUGUGUAUCUUCAAUUAUCAAUAUACUGAUAUGCUGGGAAAUGCCGUAAGCUUUCUCCCAAUCAGUCAUUUGUAAUUUAUUGAUUACAUACUAAUGAAAAUGCAUAGUGGUUGUUUUAAAAAAAAAUUGUGCUUUGCGUGUAAGAUUUGUAUGUAAGAAAUUAUAAGGAUAUGUGUAGCUAUGAAAACUCAACCAAGCUUUUCAUUUAACUUCUGAAGGUCAAAUUAAAAAAAAAAUGUUGAAUCAGCAUUCAUUUUAUUUGUAUUUUCUUACUUUAUUGGAUUUUUCAGAGAGAGAGAGAGAGAGCAAUGAAUUUUGUUAUCAAUUAGUUGCAAAUUCUUUUGACCAAAAUAACCAAUUGUUAAAAAAUUAUUCUGAAUAAAGAUAUUGAAUUACCACUUCAAA